Pyrus x bretschneideri (Chinese white pear) is the source of this 846-nucleotide messenger RNA. RefSeq lists its product as uncharacterized. Bases 1 to 846 code for a protein of 281 amino acids. Lineage: Eukaryota; Viridiplantae; Streptophyta; Magnoliopsida; Rosales; Rosaceae. Gene Ontology annotation, molecular function: protein binding. The transcript is spliced from 2 exons. The record is from RefSeq and is a predicted model, not a curated record.
AUGUUGGCGGGGCUGCUCCGCCAGUUCCUCAGCCGUGACCUCUCCGUCCUCGGUUCCUACGGUCGCCUACAACGGCUCGUACUCAACGGCGUCGAACAAAUCCUCAGCCGGUUUCUGUCCAAGCUGCUCAAGCGUUGUCCUGUCAGUUGCACUGUCAUUGACAAGAUCAAGCUUUGCUUCACCACCACCACCCCCUUAUCUGACUUCCGCAUUAUCUCUAGGUUACUCGACAAUUCAAUCCAAGAUGUCUCGUGGAUUCUACAUCUCAUUUGGAACUGUGGGUACGAGUACUCGACGCUGCCUCCAAUCGCAUCUAACGAGUUGAUUCUAUCUUUUGUCCGGGACGACUGUCGAAUUGCGGAGUUCAUUGUUGAGGAAGGUGGAGUCGAACCCUUAUUGAAGUUAGUCCAAGAGGGUACAAUGGAAGAACAAGAGAAUGCUGCCAGGACCCUUGGGCUGCUGGCACUUGUUCGGCAAGGUGUCGAACGCAUGAUACAUGCGGGCGUGUUUAAAGUGUUUGCAAAAAUCCUUAGAGAAGCCCCCAUGAAAGUUCAGGUUGUUGUGGCCUGGGCCGUGUCUAUGCUCGCGGAUGAACACCCCGAAUGCCAACAUGGUUUUGCGCAGCACGAUGCUGUCCCCUUGCUCGUUAGCCAUCACGCACCUGAAACUGAUAGUGACGUCAAUGCCAAUGACGACCAUGCCACCAUGGCAGAAAUGAAAGCAAUGGCAGCAACAGCACUUUGGAAACUAGCCACGGGGAACUCAGUCAUUUGCCAUAGCCUCUCGAACUCAGGAGCGCUAUUAUAUUUCGCAAUGCUAUUGGAAACGGGUUCUGAAGAUGUUUGA